ACCCAGAACAUUCAAACUGGUUGAACACCUCUCGAUGACGUCAACCAGGACCCAUUACGUUCCAGGCAAAAUGGCGGCCUCAAGCAGCAAGUCUGUCCUGUUUGUCUGUCUGGGGAACAUUUGCAGGUCCCCCAUUGCGGAGGCUGUCUUCAGGAAGAUGGCGACCGAUGCAGGCGUCGUUGACAAGUGGAGGAUAGACAGUGCCGCCACGUCGACCUAUGAGAUAGGAAACCCGCCCGACCAUCGCGGUCUAGCCUGCAUGAAGAGGCACGACGUGCCCAUGAGACACGUGGCUCGGCAGGUGACGAAUGAUGACUUUAUGAACUUUGAAUUUAUUCUCUGCAUGGAUGAGAGCAAUUUGAGCGACUUGAAACGUAAAGGCAACGCGGUGAAGAAUCAGCGGGCAAAAAUCGAACUGCUCGGUACAUAUGAUCCGCAGAAGCAGCUGAUCAUCAAAGAUCCCUAUUAUGGAAGCGAUGAAGACUUUGAAAAGGUGUACGAGCAGUGUCAACGAUGCUGCAAGGCGUUUCUUGAGUCCAACUCGUAGCGUUGUCGCUCGCCAGUUGGCUGUCGUUAAGGCAUUCUUUGGCCACUUCGUUUUGGAGGAAAAAACUGCCAGAAGGCUAACAGGUUUUUGUGUUUUCACUCAUUCUGAGCACAUUGUUGACUUCAACAACAAUGCCUGUGUUGAAAUAAAUCAUUACAACUCA
Messenger RNA from Phyllopteryx taeniolatus (common seadragon), 710 nucleotides. RefSeq names its product acid phosphatase 1 (gene acp1). NCBI's taxonomy places the organism in Eukaryota, Metazoa, Chordata, Actinopteri, Syngnathiformes, Syngnathidae. Bases 35 to 547 code for a protein of 170 amino acids. Gene Ontology annotation, cellular component: cytoplasm. Gene Ontology annotation, biological process: protein dephosphorylation. The transcript is spliced from 7 exons. Gene Ontology annotation, molecular function: non-membrane spanning protein tyrosine phosphatase activity; acid phosphatase activity. The record is from RefSeq and is a predicted model, not a curated record.